Molecule: messenger RNA, 1238 nt
Organism: Carya illinoinensis
Lineage: Eukaryota; Viridiplantae; Streptophyta; Magnoliopsida; Fagales; Juglandaceae
Product: MADS-box protein SVP-like
Exons: 9
Coding region: 325-1008 (227 amino acids)
Biological process (GO): positive regulation of transcription by RNA polymerase II
Cellular component (GO): nucleus
Molecular function (GO): DNA-binding transcription factor activity, RNA polymerase II-specific; RNA polymerase II cis-regulatory region sequence-specific DNA binding; protein dimerization activity
Source: RefSeq, a predicted model, not a curated record
GUCGCACAUACACCGGAGUAUUUUCUGAACUCUUUUGGGUCCUGUUUAGCUAUAAAUGGGGAAAGCACUCUUUCCUUUCUUGAACACAAACUGGUCUCUUUCUCUCUCUCAAAAUUAUUUUUCCUCUUCUUGACUUGUAAGUGGUGGCAUUUGGUCUAGAGCUCUCGGACCUAACGCGGGUCCUGACCAGUAUCCGGCAAGGUAAAGAACAAAAAUCCCAUCAAUUCCAGUUCUCUCCUCUUCUGCAGGUCUGCAUGUCCAUGAGCUAAGGCUGUUGGGCUUUUAAGGGUUUUUUUCCUCACCUUAACCUAGAUCUGUGACAGGAUGGCGAGGGAGAAGAUCAAGAUCAAGAAGAUUGACAACGUGACGGCGAGGCAGGUUACCUUUUCCAAGAGAAGACGAGGGCUUUUAAAGAAAGCGGAAGAGCUUUCUGUUCUGUGCGAUGCUGAGGUUGCGCUCAUCAUCUUCUCAGCCACCGGAAAACUCUUCGAGUUUAGCAGCUCAAGUAUGAAGGAUAUACUCGAAAGGUAUAAUUUGCAAUCUAAUGGCAUUAAACAAAUGGAUCAGCCAUCCCUUGAACUGCAGCUAGAGAAUAAUAAUCACAUCAGAUUGAGUAAGGAAGUGGCAGAGAAGACCCACCAACUAAGGCAGACAAGAGGAGAGGAUCUUGAAGGGUUAAAUUUAGAGGAAUUGCAGCAACUGGAGAAAAUGCUUGAAGCUGGACUUAGCCGUGUGCUUGAGACUAAGGAAGAACGGUUGCUGACUGAGAUUACUACACUUGAAAGAAAGGGAGCUCAGUUGUUAGAGGAGAACAGGCAAUUGAAGCAGAAGAUGGUGAUGUCUUCCAAGGGAAAAAGACCUUUUCUUGUGGAGUCGGACGUCCUGGUCCAGGAAGAAGGCAUGUCGUCGGAAUCUGUCACCAAUGUCUGCAGCAGCAGUGGUGGCCCCCCUUCUCUAGAAGACGACAGUUCUGAUACAUCUCUCAAAUUAGGGCUCUCUCUUCUCUAGUUGAAACUGAAGGAAGAUGGAGCAGGCUCAUGCAAGCCUGGAGUCUGGUCAUUUCAAGAUGUCACCGAGUUUAAUUAAAUUGUACAAGGAACUAGUACAGAACUUGUUCCGGUCCCUUCAGUAUGUCAUGUUAUUUCUCAUUUGUACGUAAUUGUUCGUGUCUGCUCCUUAAUUAUUCGUGCCUGUAUGCAUGGGAAUUCUAUCUCUAAAAACUUUUUAGCUAUUUGAGA